AUGACAAUCACGUUGAAUACAGUUCUAACGGUACUCGUUGUCAUCGCACAUCCUGACGAUGAAACUCUUUUCGGCGGUUUUAUUCAUGCUCUUACACAUAAACUCAAUGCUUCAGUUGAUCUUGUAUGUGUAACAAACGGUGGAGGUGGUAAUCGACAUGCAGGAUUGUCUGAAUCGUUCUACGGAAAUCUAAAAUUAUCGGAAGAAGCUAUUGGUAGAAAACAUUUGCCACGUAUACGUCAACAAGAAUUAUUCGGCAGUGGACGAAUAGUGGGUAUUCGAAAAUUUUUUUUCUACGAUGAAAGCGAUUUCAAAUCAAGUCCAUAUAUCAAUACAAUUUUGCAUGAACAAUGGAACAAAGAAUGGAUCAUUCAACAAUUUCAACACACAAUUAAACAUGGGAAUAGUGCUAAUGGCUAUGAUUUAAUGGUUGUUAUACUUCCAAAUGUUGACUCAUCGGAGCAUCAUACAGCAUCAGGUCUGCUCGCACUCGAAGCGAUCGAUCGUCUACAACAAAUUAAAUCAAGUGACAUAAUCAUACCAACAAUUAUCGGCGGAUCGGAAUUUGUUUUAACUCAACCACCCACUUACCCUGAAAAUCGACUCGCUGAUAUUUUAACAAAUGUAACAAAUGUCGAAUUUCGUUUCAACCUACGAUGGAAAGUGAGCAAUUCACCGGUUGUAGAUUAUCAGACAGUUCUUUUUUGGAUGGCUGCUGAGCAUAAAUCACAAGGUAGUCUCGUCAAUGAAAUCUUGUCGGAAUAUGAUCAUGAUCGAGUUAAUGAACAAUAUUUUUACUUUGCCAUUAAUGAACGAUACGGUGAUAAUACACGUCUUUUAAUGGUCCAAAAUCUAUUUACUCAGCUUGCUAACUUGCAUGGUGAUGACAUGAAAAAUGUUCUUAACGACAGCUAUACUACGUUGAAUUAA
Molecule: messenger RNA, 930 nt
Organism: Rotaria sp. Silwood1
Lineage: Eukaryota; Metazoa; Rotifera; Eurotatoria; Philodinida; Philodinidae
Source: the annotation of a GenBank genome assembly